Cervus elaphus (red deer) is the source of this 585-nucleotide messenger RNA. RefSeq names its product apolipoprotein E-like. The record is from RefSeq and is a predicted model, not a curated record. Gene Ontology annotation, molecular function: very-low-density lipoprotein particle receptor binding; amyloid-beta binding; low-density lipoprotein particle receptor binding. Gene Ontology annotation, biological process: lipoprotein catabolic process; positive regulation of nitric-oxide synthase activity; negative regulation of neuron apoptotic process. Gene Ontology annotation, cellular component: intermediate-density lipoprotein particle. NCBI's taxonomy places the organism in Eukaryota, Metazoa, Chordata, Mammalia, Artiodactyla, Cervidae. The transcript is spliced from 2 exons. Bases 27 to 566 code for a protein of 179 amino acids.
CAGACCACCGAGGAGCUGCGGCCCGCAUGGCCUCCCACCUGCUCAAGCUGCGCAAGCGGCUGCUCCGCGACACUGGCGACCUGAACAAGCGCCUGGCCUUCUACCAAGCCAGGGCCAGCGAGGGCGCCGAGCGCAGCGUGAGCGCCAUCCGCGAGCGCCUCGGGCCCCUGGGGGAGCAGGGCCAAUCGCGGGCCGCCACCCUGAGCACCCCAGCCGGCCAGCCGCUGCUGGAGCGCGCCGAGGCCUGGCGCCAGAAGCUGCACGGGCGCCUGGAGGAGGUGGGCGUCCGGGCCCAGGACCGCCUGGACAAGAUGCGCCAGCAGCUAGAGGAGGUGCGCGGGAAGGUCGAGGAGCAGGGCAGCCAGAUGCGCCUGCAGGCCGAGGCCUUCCAGGCCCGCCUCAGGAGCUGGUUCGAGCCCCUGGUGGAAGGCAUGCAGCGCCAGUGGGCCGGGCUGGUGGAGAAGGUGCAGUUGACUCCGCGCCCCAGCUCCCACCCCGAGCCUCCCGUGCCCCCAGCCUACAGGAGGCCCUGCUCCUGCCCCAGCUGUCCUCUUGGUGGGCCCUAGCUUAAUAAAGAUUCAUCAA